UGGUGGUAGAAAAGAAAGCACCCAGUUAUUCAAUAAGAGGAUAUAUUUAAUAAGCUCAUAUUCAGAGCCACAGUACACAAUAUCAGGAACAAUACUUCUCAAUAAUCUUACGGUUAAUGAACCUCGAAGUAGAAUUAAUUGAAUAUAAUAUUUGGGAACUUCAGGUGCUUUGCCUGUAUAAAUAAAACAGCUGGGUCCACGUACAAGUAACAAACAAGGAAGUGCCGACCGGGGACAGACCGGACCAUAGGACAGACCACGGCAAGGAUGGCGCUUCGGGCAGUCGGGAAUCGUUUGUGGCACAUUAACAGGAGCUGUCUCAAGACUGUUUCCAUCCAAACACUGGUCGCUGACAGGUUCAAAAGCACCUGUCCAGUUGAAGUGAGUCAUCUGGAUCAUCUGGUUCUAACGGUGAAAAGUAUGCAAGACACUGUCAACUUUUACACCUCAGUCCUUGGCAUGGAGGUCAUCACUUUCAAGGGAAACCGUAAGGCUCUGGGUUUUGGGCAGCAGAAGUUUAACCUUCAUCAGCUGGGUCAGGAGUUUGAACCCAAAGCCAAGUGUCCAACCUCUGGCUCUGCAGACCUGUGCCUUGUAAUGAAAACACCUCUGGCUACAGUAGCGGCUCAUCUGAAGGUCUGUGGAGUCAAGAUAGAGGAGGGUCCAGUGGAAAGGACUGGUGCUGUGGGGACCAUCACCUCCCUUUAUUUUAGAGACCCAGACCAUAAUCUCAUUGAAGUGUCAAACUAUAACCAGUCUGCAUCAGAGGGAACUUCUUAAGACACCUUCGGCUUUGUUUGUGAUUUCACAUAAAUGGCCACAAAAGCUCUUUUUAGCUUGUCCUACUCUGCAUGAUUACACUAUAAAAACAUGUUUAGAGUAAAUGUGCUGUAACCACAGAUGCAGAAUUUUCAGCCUGGGACUGAUAACAUCAGUUGGCUGCACAGAAACUGUUCCUGUGCAGGUUUGCAGGUUUCUAUUUUAAUGAUGUGGAGAAAAGGCUGUUGAAGCACACUCAGUUCUGGGUGGAAAGUGAAAAAGUAUGCACCUAAAGUUGUUACGGUUGUUUACUGAAUACACAUGGGAAGAACUUUUCCUUUAAUCAAAAAAAAGGUAGCACACAACAGUCAUUAUUUUUUCAAUCAAAAUAAAAGGUUGUUCCACCAAAUACUCAA
This is a messenger RNA of Notolabrus celidotus (New Zealand spotty), 1175 nucleotides long. RefSeq names its product glyoxalase domain containing 5 (gene glod5). The coding region runs from base 268 to 780 and encodes 170 amino acids. The record is from RefSeq and is a predicted model, not a curated record. The transcript is spliced from 4 exons. Lineage: Eukaryota; Metazoa; Chordata; Actinopteri; Labriformes; Labridae.